Molecule: messenger RNA, 1034 nt
Organism: Nilaparvata lugens (brown planthopper)
Lineage: Eukaryota; Metazoa; Arthropoda; Insecta; Hemiptera; Delphacidae
Exons: 5
Coding region: 129-620 (163 amino acids)
Source: RefSeq, a predicted model, not a curated record
CGAUUGUUUUGGUGAUGACUCUGACACGAGGUGGAUGGCUUGAUCAGAUGUGAGGAGUUCGGUGUGCAGGAGUGGCGAUAUAUUGAAGGGUAACGGCACUGGUUGAUCUUCGGCUACAUAGCAUUGGAAUGUCGUCUCAUUGGCAUAGGUGUCACUUCCUUCUCUGGACAAGAAAUCAGCAGUUUGAUUUCGUUUACCUGGCAGGCAAGUCGGGUGAAUCUGAGAUUUCGGCCGUUGAAGAGGAAGGACAGGUAAUCUCGAGAUUCUUCUGCCACUUGUACCUGCCAGUAUCCGGCGCUGAGGUCGACGGUGGAGUAUAUGGUCUUGCCAUAGAACGUCUGCAACACCUGAUCGAUCUGGGCGGGAGCUUCACGGUCGUCGUCGAGAAUCAUGUUCAGCUGGCGGGCGUCGAGACAGAGUCGGGUGGAGCCGUCCUUCUUCGAAACGCAGGUAAUACCAGGAAGGAGUAUGGGAAGCACUUUCCUUCGACUUGGAUCUCCAGGAGGCAUUGUUUAGUUAUUCGGAGGCGACGUCCUGGUGUGACACCUGAUAGGAUGAGGGUCCAGUCAACGGCGGGAGCGGGUGCAUGGUUAACGGUUAACCGCUGGUUUUUUAUCUGAGCAACGGUGCGAGAAAUGGGAGUUCUUGUUUCUGAGACGUCAUCGACUGAGUGCUCUUCUGAUAUUUCGUCCUCCGGUUCUUGGGCUACCAACGUAUCCUCCACUAGAAUGCAGCUCUCCUCCACCUGCGUCGACGACAAGUCAUCUAGUAGAUGUGGAUGGAAAUCGGCGGAUGCGGUGGCAGAUGCGGAUGGUGGUGAGCGAUCGGGUGAGAUGUCUUCGGUGUCUGACAGACUUGGAUUGACCUGGUCGUUUCCUGCCAUAGUUUGCGGAAAAAUAGCGCAACGAAAGUGUGCAGUGAAUAAAAAACGUGAAAGUGUUGUGAUAUACAAAAUAAUUGGUAAGAAAUCCAAUAGAAAUUGUUAUAGCGUCGUAGUGAGUGAAAUACAGAAAAAGUGGUUUAGCAAUGUGUUC